This is a messenger RNA of Lolium rigidum, 1918 nucleotides long. Its product is annotated as pectinesterase-like. Gene Ontology annotation, biological process: cell wall modification. Lineage: Eukaryota; Viridiplantae; Streptophyta; Magnoliopsida; Poales; Poaceae. Gene Ontology annotation, molecular function: pectinesterase inhibitor activity; pectinesterase activity. The coding region runs from base 1 to 1758 and encodes 585 amino acids. The record is from RefSeq and is a predicted model, not a curated record. The transcript has 2 exons.
AUGGCGGCUUUCUCUCCACCUCUCCUCGUCCCCAUCCUGGCCGUUCUCCUAGCAACAGCUGCCACAACCCAAUGCUACGCUGACAAAGACCACGGCCACGCCGCCAAGGCAGCCUUGGCGCCGCCGGCUACCGUCCACGCCAUCUGCCACACCACCCCGAACCCGGCAUCCUGCCUCGCGUCGGCAGCCGUGCACCUCGACGCCGCCCAUAUCGCGGCGUCGUCAGUCUCCAUAACCAUCCUCCCCGCGAACAUCCUCUCCGUCUUGCUGGCGUCCCUCCGCAGCGCGCUCACCGCCGUGUCCUCCCUCUCCCCAGUCCUCUCCUCCACGCUCUCGGCGCCCCCGUCGCCGUCCUCGACGCCUCUCCGGCGCGGCGCGGCGCAGGACUGCCUUGAGCUCCACGCCGCCACGCUGGAGUCUCUCUCGCGCUCGACCUCGCUGCUAACAAGCCCCGGCGAGAGCCUCCCCGCCGUGCGCGCGCACCUGUCGGCCGCGCUCACCAACAAGGCCACCUGCCUCGACGGCCUUGCCGGCGCGUCCGGCCCAAGGAUGGACGGCCUCCUCUCCUCCCUCGACGACGCCUACGAGCACGUCUCCAACUCGCUGUCCCUCGUCGCCCGCCGCGGCGCCGGCGGCCCGGCGUCCAGCAGGUUCCAGGCCACGGUGGCCAAGAUCAUCCAUCACAACCGGCGCCUGCUCCAGGACGAUGAGGAGGAGGAGGACGACGACAGCGACGACAAUAAUGGUGGCGGGGACGACGACAACAGCGGCAACGACAAGGACCACAACGGCAACGGGGAUGAGAGUGGCGAGACGGUGAUCACGGUGGCGAAGGACGGGAGUGGGAACUUCCGGACGGUGGGGGAGGCGGUGGCGGCGGCGCCGAGCAGGAGCGACGCGAGGACGGUGAUCAAGGUGAAGGCCGGGACGUACGAGGAGAACGUGGAGGUGCCCGCGGACAAGACCAACAUCGCCCUUGUCGGAGAGGGCCGCGACGUGACCGUCAUCACCGGCAGCCGCAGCGCCGCUGAUGGCUGGACCACCUUCCGCACCGCCACCUUCGGGGUAUCCGGCGAGGGGUUCCUGGCGCGUGACAUCGCGUUCCGCAACACGGCCGGCGCGGCGAGGGGGCAGGCGGUGGCGCUGCGCGUGAACGCGGACAUGGCGGCCGUGUACCGCUGCGCCGUGGAGGGCCACCAGGACUCGCUCUACGCGCACUCGUUCCGGCAGUUCUACCGCGAGUGCGCCGUCUCCGGCACCGUGGACGUCGUCUUCGGCAACGCCGCCGCGGUGCUCCAGGCGUGCGCGCUCGUCGCCGGCGCCCCGGUCCCGGGCCAGUCGAACGUGCUCACGGCGCAGUCCAGGAGCGACCCGGCGCAGGAUACCGGCUUCGCCGUGCACAGCUGCACCGUGGAGGCCUCGCCGGCGCUGCUCGCCAGCGGCGUCAGUACUCGCACCUUCCUCGGCCGUCCCUGGGGCGCGUACGCGCGGUCCGUGGUGAUGGAGUCCUUCCUUGGCCCGCUCGUGGACCGGGCCGGCUGGACGGGCUGGCCUGGCGCUGAGGAGGGCCGCAGCGACACCGUGUACUUCGGGGAGUACGGGAACGAUGGGCCAGGCGCUGGCACGGACGGCCGCGUGGGCUGGGCCGGGUUCCACGAGAUGGAGUACGACGAGGCGGCCCAGUUCGCCGUCGACAAGUUCAUCUACGGCGACGACUGGCUCGGCGCCACGUCAUUCCCCUACGACGACGGCAUCUGAACUCGAUCCAUCAAACUACGUGUAAAUCUCAGGCGUGAAGCGGUUAACUCUUGUUGUUACUGAGUUCAGUAAGGUUUGUCUGUGUCAGGAUCUAAUGAAACUGUCAUCUGUAACUCUGUAAGGCAACCAGUUUGUUUCCAAUGAAUUUUCCUGAGAUUUU